AUGUUACGAAGUUUUGUGUUUAACACCAAUAUUUGUAAAAUAAUAGUAAUAUUUUCAACACUUUUAUUAAUACUUUCCAACAAUAAAAACACAGCAUUUGCAGAAGAAGACACAUCAGCUGAUGAUCAUAGUUAUAGACCAAAGGUAACCAAGUUAGAAUCUGAUGCUGGCUUUGGCACAGGUAUCCAAUUUUUUGAUCACUCGAGUUUUGAUGACUCGAAUAAUUUAGUCAAAAUCCACCAAAAUCGUUUAUAUCUAUCUAAAGAUAAUGGAUACACUUGGAAUCUGAUUAAGGACAUUGAUUAUGAUAAAUUUACACCAGUUUACAUAACUACAGAUUUAUCGCACAAAGACAGAGCCUUUUUAUCUGUGGAUCCAUUGUCCCAGGACGAAAAAGAAAACGCAAACCCAAAUAAGGGUGUAUCAUUAUAUUAUACUGAAAAUAAGGGUGAAAAAUGGGAGAGAAUAUAUAUUGAAGAUGUACAAAGUGCUUUUUUCAGUUCGUCACACCCUACUAAUAUGGAUUAUUUAAUUUUUUGGGCUGUGACUUGUGAGACUGUUGUUGAUGAACAACAAAAUGCUCGUUAUCCCGAUUGUUCGUCUUCACAUAUUGCUACUGAGGAUAGGGGUAAAACUUGGAACGUUAUUGGAAAUGUAUUAGACGAAAUGGAAAAACAAAGCGCUGACGACACCAAUAACCAGUUAGAAAAAUAUAAUGUGUAUGACUAUUGUGAAUUCGCUAGAUCAGGUAGUGCUGAUUCCCAAAUUAUGGACCCAUUUGAUAUUGUUUGUUUAAGAUCGUACUACCCAUCAGCUUCCACUCACCACGAUGCAGAUGAAGAUACUGAUUAUAUUCCACGGAAAAAUUCUAAAUUAUAUUUCUCUAAAACCUGGGGAAAAUCUUUUGAAUUGUUGAAUCCAUUUCAGGAUUUGGCAGUAACUGAAUUCUUUUUGAAUGGUAAAUACAUGAUUGUCUUUACAGCAAGAGAUGCCUAUAACCGUUUUUCUAAGGGAAAUGUCUAUAUUUCUCUUGAUGGUAUUAAUUUUAAAGAAGCACAAUUUCCUACCGAUAUAAAUAGUGCCUUUUCCUAUGUUUAUGACGUGAUUGGCAGCACCAUCAUUAUUAGUUCAAGCAUUAUCAAGGAUAAGAAUAACAAUAGGAUCAAAGAUGAUGAUAAUGUUAGUUUUGACGAUGUGCUAUUUUUCAACGAAGAACAGAUUUUUCUUUCGGAUUCUACCGGCUUGAAAUUUGAAAAGCUAGAAAAUUUGGCAGGAUAUAUUUCAAGUGACAACAAAGAUUCCGUAGUCGAGCCAGACUUUCUCUACAUGUUUUCUGCUUUCCAAGGUCUAGAAGGUACUUUUUUCAGUACAGCUUCCAGAAUAGAACACGACAAGUUCCCACAAGUUUAUUCCAAGAUAACACUAGAUUACGGUCGUAGUUGGAGAAAUUUACGUGUUAAUAAGACAGAUAACGAUCCCAAUGAAUAUGUGUGUGAUGUUAACGAUUAUGAACAUUGCUCUUUGAAUUCUGGGUUUAUAUUUUCUGUGGACGGCUCGUACGAGAUGAAUUUAGGAAGAACACCUGGUUUACUUGCUCUAACAGGUUCAGUGUCACCGUCAAUUGAUAGUUCUCAGGGCAAUAAUAUAAAUUAUGAGGAUUUAGAUGUGCACACCUUUGUAAGUACUGAUGGUGGAUUAACAUGGAAAUUUGCUUUGGGUGUUUCGUCUAUUGUUGCAUAUGGGGAUUUGGGUAAUAUUAUGGUUGCAGUUCCAUACAGUCCAAACGAGGACGGUGAUCCUAAUAGUGAAUUUUAUUACUCUUUAGAUCAUGGUAAUACCUGGACUGAGUAUCAGCUUGACGAAGAGUUUUUUGCUAUUUCCUUAAACGCUGUUGUUUUGGAUGGUUCAGGGUACCAUUUUAUUUUGGAUGGGUUCUAUCACGGCAACAAUCCAAAUGAUCCACCCAGUAAUUUCAAAUAUUUAAUUGAUUUUUCAAGGGCCUUUGGCGGUAAAACUUGCUUUUAUGAACGGGACACGGAAGACUGGGUCCAAGCCAAUGGUGAGUGUAUCAAUGGGGUCAGAAAUACCUUUAGAAGAAGAAAACCAAAUAGUCCUUGUCUAGUUAGGAGAAUUUUUGAAGGUGUUCAUCAUGAAUCACAGAUUUGUGAUUGUACUGCAAAAGAUUAUGAAUGUGCAAAGAAUUUUAGAAUUAGUGCAGAUGGUACGACCUGCGAGCCGGACUAUUCUAUGUUGUUGUCUGAUGGCGUCUGUUCCAAUUCCAAGAACGGCGAAUUAGAGCUAGAAUCUAAGCAGCUUAUUACGGACACUCAAUGUAAAAAACCCAAAAACAAAUUCAAAGAGAAAACUAAAGUUGUAUGCAAUGAUCUCAAUGGUGACACUGACAAUGAUGCUGAAGUUUCCAUUGUCGAAAAGUCCUUUGACGAAGAGUUUUUGAUCUAUGAAUAUUUUGGUUCCGUGAAAGACGAUUCGUUGUUGAUUCAAACUAGGUCUAACAAGGUGUUUGUGUCACUGGAUGGUGGUAUUUCCUUCAAACAGGUUGAAACCGGUGGUGAAGGGAUCGUCGAAGUAGUUUUUAACAAAUAUAAUGACUCAUGCGCUUAUCUCUUUGGGGAGGCCAGUUCUAUUUUUAUUACUGAAAAUAGAGGUCAUAGUUUUUUCAAAUCUUCUAUUCCUAAAGAUUCUAGAGAGAUCUUAUAUCCGUUAGAUUUUAGUUACAGUAACUCCCAAGAAUUUAUUUAUUAUGGCGGGAAAAACUGUAGGUCGUUCUUCGAUCCUAAUUGCCAUACUAUUGCGUAUAUUACAAAAGAUGGCGGGAGAACAUUUGAACAGUUGCUUGAAUAUGCGGGGCAUUGUGAUUUUGUUGGGUCUUUCUACCACCACCCCGUGGACGAAAACAUGAUUAUUUGUGAAGUGAAGGAAAAUGGGAUGUUUAGUAAAUCCAUUUAUUCAUCCACCGACUAUUUUCAAAAAAACAAAGUAAAACUUUUUGAUAAUUGUUUGGGUUUCAUCACCAACACUGAUUACACUAUUUUCGCCAUUUUAAAAGAGGAUAAUGCCUUGUCUGCCUUUGUGACGGUUGAUGGCAAAGAAAUUGCAGAGGCAAAGUUUCCUAAAAAUAAUUUACAGCUAGAUAAACAAGAAGCCUUUACUGUAUUGGGCUCAAGCUUAGGUUCCUUAUUUAUUCAUUUAACAACACAUGUCAAUGCCAAAGAAGAGUUUGGUGCAUUGUUGAAGUCCAAUUCCAAUGGUACUAGUUUUGUAACUUUAGAAAGAGCUGUUAACAGAAAUGAAGAUGGGUUUGUUGACUUUGAAUACAUCAAUGGAUUAGAAGGCAUCAUCAUUACUAAUGUGGUUUCUAACGCAGACAGUAUCAAGAAAAAGACACCGAACGGGGACAGUGUCGCCAAAAUUUUAAGAUCCAAAAUCACUUUUAACGAUGGUGGGGAUUGGCGUUACAUUCAACCACCAAAGAAGGACUCCAACAACAAAGCGUAUGAUAAAUGUUCCGGGAAAAACUUGGAAAAAUGUUCUUUAAAUUUGCAUGGGUUUACUGAAAGGAAGGAUAUCAGAGAUACAUUUUCUUCUGGAUCUGCAAUUGGAAUGCUAUUGGGUGUUGGAAAUGUAGGAGAUAGCUUGCUGCCAAUGGAAGAAUGCUCUACGUUUAUGACUGUUGAUGGUGGUGUGACUUGGAAAGAAGUUAAAAAGGGUCCAUACCAAUGGGAGUUUGGCGAUAGGGGUAGUGUUAUUGUUUUAGUAAAGGAUGGUUCAAAGACUUCUAGUAUCACUUAUUCGGUUGAUUCGGGUAAAACCUGGAAAGACUACAUUUUUAGCGAGGAAGAAAUUUUGAUUACUGAUAUUGUUACUCAUCCAAAAGACUGCUCCAUGAAGUUCAUAUUAAUCGGAGAAAAAGUGCUUGCCAAUGGCAAACAAACAAUAACAUAUACUAUUGACUUUAGUAGAGCCUUUUCAAGACAAUGUAAAUAUGACACCACGAAUCCUGACACGGAUGACUAUGAAUACUUUUCGAUUACACAUCCUGACGCCAAAACAUGCUUAUUUGGACACGAAGCUGAAUAUUUGAGGAAAAAUAAGGAUGAUUGUUAUGUUGGUAUGGCACCAAUUGAGGAUAAUUUUAGAAUCGUAAAGAAUUGUUCGUGUACAAGAGACGAUUUUGAAUGUGACUAUAAUUUCUAUAGGGCUAGCGAUGGUACUUGCAAGUUAGUAGAGGGUCUAUCUCCUGCCGAUCCUCAAGAAGUUUGUAUGGAUAACCCAGAUAUGAUUGAAUUCUUCAAAUCGACCGGUUAUAGGAAGAUUCCAUUGUCUACCUGUGUAGGCGGAAAAGAAUUGGAUAAGAGUACCACUGUAAGUCCAUGCCCAGGCAAAGAAAAAGAAUUCAAAGCAAAACACAGUAUGGGCAUGUUUGAAAGGUUAUUUUUGAUUGUUUUACCGUUAUUUGUUUUAAUAUUUGCCACGUGGUUUGUUUAUGAUCGCGGUAUUAAGCGGAAUGGCGGGUUUUCUCGUUUCGGGGAAAUUAGAUUGGGCGAUGACGAUGAUUUAGUGGAAGAAAAUAGAACGGAUGUGGUCGUUAACAACAUUUUAAGAUGUGGGAUCUUUGCGUUUAAUAUUGGUGCAAACGUUUUCCAGUUGAUAAAGAAAAGUUUAGGCGGUGGUUUCAGUCGUUUUGUAGAACUUAUGAGGGGUGGCAACAGAUCUAGAGGCCCAAGCUAUACUUCAUUGACAACUGAUCAAUUUUUGGAUGAGGCUGAUGAUUUAUUAUCUGGACAUGAUGAUGAUGCUAACGAUUUGAGUAGUUUUAACAGUAAUGAUGUUAACUUUGAUAUAGACGACCAUCAUGGUGGUUCCGAGAAUAGUAGUGUUGCCGCUUCAACAGAAGAACCAAAUUUCACUGCCUAUACUGAUAAUGUUGAGAAUGAUGGUGGAGAUGCUGCCACUGAUAGUAACCUUUGA
Saccharomycodes ludwigii is the source of this 4989-nucleotide messenger RNA. It is a transcript of the gene PEP1, whose product is annotated as type I sorting receptor. Gene Ontology annotation, biological process: Golgi to vacuole transport; protein targeting to vacuole; Golgi to endosome transport. The coding region runs from base 1 to 4989 and encodes 1662 amino acids. Lineage: Eukaryota; Fungi; Ascomycota; Saccharomycetes; Saccharomycodales; Saccharomycodaceae. Gene Ontology annotation, molecular function: protein binding. The record is from RefSeq and is a predicted model, not a curated record. The transcript has a single exon. Gene Ontology annotation, cellular component: membrane; Golgi apparatus.